AUGAGCUGUUCAUUUAAGGUGGAUGAAGCAGAAUCCAAAGAUGAUGGAAUUCCUUACAAAACAAAGCCUUCAAAAUCUCAUACUCUCUCACCAAAUCCUCUCUUAAACCAUACCAAUCCACCAACUUCUUCAAGCCAGAAACAAGCAGAGCAGCCGCCGCCGCCUUCUUCAGCUCGGAACGUGAAUCAACCAGAAAAAGAUAAGCAAGCCAUCAAUGGAGUAAUUCCUUCAAAGCAUGAUCAUCAACGUAAACAGCCCCGUCCGAUGGAGGACCCUCCUUCAAAAGAUCGAAAGAACCAUAACCAAAACCAGCCACCUCCACCUCCAGCUCCAGCUCGGACCGUGGAGCAACCAGAAAAUGAUAGACAACCCUUCGAUGGAGUAACUCCUUCGAAACACGAUCAUCAACAUAAACAGCACCGUUCGAUGGAGGACACUCCUUCAAAAGAUCGGCAGAACAAGAACCAGCCGCCGCCGCCUCCACCUCGGAAAGUGGAUCAACCAGAAAAAGAUAGACAAUCUCCUUCAAAACACGAUCAUCAACGUAAACAGCAACGUCCGAUUGAGGACUCUCCUUCAAAAGAUAGAAAGAACCAGAACCAAAACCAGCCACCUCCACCUCCAGCUCGGACCGUGGAGCAACCAGAAAAUGAUAGACAACCCUUCGAUGGAGUAACUCCUUCCAAACACGAUGAUCAACGUGAACAGCACCAUUCGAUUGAGGAGCCUCCUUCAAAAGAUCGACAGAAUCAGAACCAGCCGCCUCCUCCAGCUCGGAAUGCGGAGCAACCAGAAAAUGAUAGACAACCUCCUACAAAACACAAUCAUCAAUCUAAACAGUACCGUCCGAUGGAGGACCCUCCUUUAAAAGAUCUAAAGAACCAGAACCAAAACCAGCCACCCCCACCUCCAGCUCGGACCGUGGAGCAACCAGAAAACUAUAGACAACCCUUCAAUGGAGUAACUCCUCCAAAACACGAUCAUCUAACUAAACAGUACCUUCCGAUGGAGGAUCUUCCUUCAAAAGAACUGAAGAAGCAGAACCAGCCGCCGGCGCCGCCGCAGCAGCAGCAUCAGGCUUAUCCUCCAGACUACCUUAUACAAUCGGACGGACCGCCGGAGCUUCAGCCGCCUCCUUCUCUUGAUCCGCCUAAGACUGAUAAAGGUUGCUGUUCCGAGUGCUGCAUCUUCUAA
Hibiscus syriacus is the source of this 1194-nucleotide messenger RNA. Its product is annotated as basic salivary proline-rich protein 2-like. Bases 1 to 1194 code for a protein of 397 amino acids. The record is from RefSeq and is a predicted model, not a curated record. The transcript has a single exon. Lineage: Eukaryota; Viridiplantae; Streptophyta; Magnoliopsida; Malvales; Malvaceae.